Molecule: messenger RNA, 3287 nt
Organism: Pieris rapae (cabbage white)
Lineage: Eukaryota; Metazoa; Arthropoda; Insecta; Lepidoptera; Pieridae
Gene: tamo
Exons: 6
Coding region: 491-2344 (617 amino acids)
Cellular component (GO): cytoplasm
Source: RefSeq, a predicted model, not a curated record
ACAGUGGUCUGUCACUCUGCAGUCAACAUCAUUUGUCGUGGAAUGCAAAACUAAACAAGUUAAUCCAUUUUUCUGUUCACAAAUAAUUCAUUAAGAUACUUUCACAAGCAAAUUUUUAUAACGUUAAAAAAGCAGCAAAUUUCUUUAUUAAACCUGUACCAAGUUUUGUGAUACAUUCAUAAAAUAAAAUAUAUUUCAAUUAGUUCAUAGCACUGUUAUUUGGGGUGUACUAUUUUUGUCCGCUCUGUAUAGUACAUACGGUGCAAAUGCAUUAAAUUAAGUUGUUUGGAUGAUAAUGAUAUUUGCGCUGGUAAGUUACGAAGUCGUUUUUAAUAUCAUAUCAACGGCCAAUACAAAUGCAAUCUCUAAACAGUAAACAAGACUUAAGAAUGUGCCAUACCUGUGUACCAGACAGCAUUGCGUGAUGAACGUUUAAAUAUAGCGGAAACAGUAAUGCACAAUUUCAGGUUGCUACCCACAGGGCAUUGUAAUGGUGAUAAUGUCGUGUAUAAGUGAUGUAGCUUUACAUGAUCGUGUGCCAGUCCUUUGGCAGCGAAUUGAAGAUGCACAUUAUAGUUAUCUGGAAAUUGACGAUAGCCCUGAAAAGUUGCAGCAAAAGAAAAAGUUACAAGGUUACAUCACGGAGUACCUGUCGCUAGUUCCUAAUGAGUAUAAAUUUGGUCUGCAAGAGACAAGCAAAGUGUUUCAAAGGACGGUCAACGAGCUACCUGACUAUAGUGCGUACAGAGCUGGCAUCGGUUGGGCGGCAAUGGCUCGCUAUGCGGCUAAUCUAUUGGCCCAGCCCUGGAGGAAGGAGUAUAAAGUCGUUAGGUUAUAUUGCGGGUUCUACAAGCACGAGGUCGAGGCCAACCUCGUGGGCGGCGAGAGCUUGCUGCAAGCGAUGGGGUACCGGUCCCUCGGCGGAGGCCGCCUGGCUUUGGACGGGCCCGUGUGCCCUGACAUGGCCGCGGCCGUCUCCCGGGACGCUCUCAUCGCCCAGUGCGAGAGUCAGAUAAUGGCAUCGAUCUGGGAAGGAGUCUGGAGCGGCGGCGGCCGCGUGUCGUGGGCCGCCGUGGCUGCGGAGAGGCUCGCGCCCUCCCGAGGCCUGUUCGACGAAGACGGCGUCUACUCCAACAUGCCCGCGCCCGCAGCGCCGCGUCGCCACCCGCCCUGCCGCUGCCCCGACGUGGCGUCCUUCGCGUUUCCACCCUGCGAGAUGCCGGCGUUUCCCUACGCGGUGCCCUACUACUUUCCCCUGCGGCCGUCCUAUGCGCUGCCCCCGCCCCUCUACGCCCCCGCGAAUUCGGGCCCGAACGACGCCAUCGACGGGUCGAUUCCCCGACGGCCGGUCGUCCCGACGGCGCGGUUGAUCGAGUACGACUCGGAGAGAGACGAAAAGCGGAGUCGCAGAGUCGACGGCCCGUCGAGGUCCGAAUCCCGGCCGGCGCUGAAGGCCAGAGAAGACGGCACCGGGACAUACGAGAGCUGGGAUUACGUGUUCCGAAACUUAUCGAGCAAGGACAGAGAGGGAGACGGCGGGAGCUGCUUCUCACAGUCUUCGGACAGAGACUCGCGGACGCUCGACAGGCUCGAGAGAGACGACCGGAGGAAGUAUCGGCCCACGACACUGGACUUGGAAGACGGCCUUCGAGCUUUGGACCUCGACAGAUCGCACGACGAAGAAGCGUCUCGCACCGCCAAAGUCAACGAGAGUCUGAUGAGGCUUAAACGCGAGCAGGAGUCGAAGCGAGUCAAGAGGAGGCCGGAAGAGAGGACACCGGAAGUGAGAAAACCAGAAGAGAGGAGACCGAAGAAGACCGAAUACAUAGGUAAUCCGAGCGCCGACGGUCUCGUCACGCCGAAAGUGGCUCCGGAUAAAGUGAAGUUGUUGAGCAAGAGAGAGAUAAAAGAUAGGAAGGAAGUACUGAAGCUGACGGUCACCGGUCAGGUGUCCAGCGCUGAGGUAAAGAAGCUCAAGAGAACGGCCAAGUCGGCGGCGGCCGAAGCGGAGAAGACCAGGAAACCCUCGGAGAACGGAGUGCACGAGGCUUACGGUCCAACGAGCGUUGCGAGCUCCAGUCAGCCCUCGGGCCUCGAGACUCAGCUCACGGUGUCCUUGGAGGACGGUCCGGCCGAGAGAUGGCAGUGCGGCACGUGCACUUACCUGAACGCGAGAGGCCUGCACGUGUGCGACAUGUGCGGCAAGUCCAAGAGAGCUCCCCGAAUCCAGCCCUUGACCUCCGGAGGCAGAGAGUGUCCCGCUUGCACGCUGGUCAACCGACGCGACGCCAAGUCGUGCGACGCUUGCGGGACCGGCUUGGACCGUUGCCCCACUUAUAUUUAACUGACCCGCGUUUCUUUUUUCUCAGUUAUUUAUCUUCCACGAUAUUUAGGCCAUCGGUUUAAUCAAACGACUUAAUCUAUUUUUUUUCAACACGAUCCAAAAAAUUAGUGAGGCCUUUUUCUUCUUAAUCUCUCUCCGUGUAAGGUAUACUUUAUUCAAAAGGUUUUGGGGUGCAAAUAAAAAAAAUACAUUUCGAUUAUUUCUUUGUGACUGUCUUACAACAGACUUAUCUAAAUUGAAUUGAGCCGCUCUGGGUUUGUACUUUGUACACGUCGCGAAUCGCGAUACAUUCUAAGCUGAAAUAUUGAUUCCAUGACGAUUGUUAUUUUAUUAAGAUGCAUUUCUACCAUUUGUUAGCGUGUUUAAUAGAUAUAACUUUUAGGGGCGUCACUUUUUCAAGUAUUAACUGACGUCAUCACUCAAAUGCAGCUCCAUGUUUUCUUAACCCGUCCCGUUUAUCUGUUUUACACGAGUUUUGUCGGCGUGGGGUUGUUGAGUUAUUGUGUUUGUGGCUUAACAUUUUAUAUAGAGCUAUUAGGUGUGACAGCCCUUUGUUAUUUAAUGUGAUUAUUGUUAUUUAUUGUAUAAUUAUUUUAGUUUUGACUCGCUUGUAACAGGGUAAUGAUUGGAAUAGGUCGCCGUGUUUCCUCUCGAGGACAAUGACGAAUCAUUAUUAUUAAUGGUGGAGUCUUAUCGAGAAGAUCAUCGUUUAUAAUAUCGGAUAUAAACUUAAUUAAAUAAUUUCGAUGAAUCGUCAAUGUCUCAAAUUAAAGAAGUUUAGUAUUUGAAAAUAAUGUUAAUAGUGUUCGUUUUACGCCUUCUAAAAUGCUUUAACGUUAGAAUAGUUUUGCCUUUUGAUUUAAACAUAAUAUUGAUCUGUAAAUAAUACACGUGUACAUAGUAGAAAUUAAAUUAUUAAUAUAUUUAUUAUAUACAACUCGAA